Messenger RNA from Salpingoeca rosetta, 991 nucleotides. RefSeq names its product C-8 sterol isomerase. The transcript is spliced from 2 exons. Gene Ontology annotation, cellular component: endoplasmic reticulum. The coding region runs from base 137 to 871 and encodes 244 amino acids. The record is from RefSeq and is a predicted model, not a curated record. Lineage: Eukaryota; Choanoflagellata; Craspedida; Salpingoecidae.
CGAGGAGCUCUCCAGCCAGAUCUCACAGCCACUUUCCAACCCACCACUGUCACCACCACCACCACCACCCUGUUGUUGCAGUGUCGUCGACUGCAUGCCCUUGAACAAGCAAGCGAAGAAGUGAAGCGUCAUCAAAAUGGCGAAAGCGAAGAAGAACUCUGGUGAUAGCAACAACGCCAGCAAGGGCGGGUGCUGCUGGAAGAAGUGCUGCUGCUGCUGCCCCUUCCUGAAGUGGAUGUUCAUCCUGGUUGGCCUGGUUGUCGUUUCCGGCAGCGUGUACCUGUACCACCACACGGAUUACGUGUUUGACCCGGAGACGCUGCAGCGCAUCGCCAAGGAGUCCAUCGAGGCCAACAAGGCCACCCCUGACGACGUUGACCGCCUUGUGGACAUUGUUGUGGACAAGCUGCGCGAGGAGUAUGGCGAGCACAUUGUGGAGCACCCAGAGUGGAUGUUCAACAACGCCGGCGGCGCCAUGGGUGCCAUGCUCGUCCUUCACUGCAGCUUCUCCGAGUACAUCAUCAUCUUCGGCACCCCGCUUGGCACCGAAGGUCACACUGGCCGAUUCCUUGCUGAUGACUACUUUACCAUCCUCCACGGCGAGCAGUGGGCAUUCUCUGCCGGCAACCUGACACGCGAGGUGUACAAGCCCGGUGACCAACACCAUCUGUCUUUCGGCGAGGCCAAGCAGUACAAGAUGGACGACACGUGCUGGGCCCUCGAGUACGCCGUCGGCAACAUCCCCUCCAUGCUUCCCUUUGGCUUUGCGGACGUCUUCUUCAGCACCCUCGACUUUAUCACGCUCUACAAGACCGUGCGCGUGAGUGCCGUCAACAUGUUCUCCGAGCUCAUCCUUCGCGGCAAGAUCUAAACGAGACCGACCAAGCAGGGCGCACACGCAAACGACAUUCCCAAACACACGGCAGCAGUCGCAACACGGCAAGCUGUGUUUGUGUGUGUGUGUGUCUGUGUGUGUCUGUGUGUGUCUGUG